This is a messenger RNA of Drosophila innubila, 1746 nucleotides long. RefSeq names its product fatty acyl-CoA reductase wat. The transcript has 11 exons. The record is from RefSeq and is a predicted model, not a curated record. Gene Ontology annotation, molecular function: alcohol-forming very long-chain fatty acyl-CoA reductase (NADP+) activity. Gene Ontology annotation, cellular component: peroxisome. Lineage: Eukaryota; Metazoa; Arthropoda; Insecta; Diptera; Drosophilidae. Gene Ontology annotation, biological process: long-chain fatty-acyl-CoA metabolic process. The coding region runs from base 1 to 1746 and encodes 581 amino acids.
AUGCAGAAAACAAACGACAAUAAAGGUUCUCGCAAGGCAUUCUCAUCGACAAGCUCCUCGAGUCGCAGCAGCAACAACAGCAACAUGGAAAACCUCGAGGCAACCACAAUGAGCAAUGGCAAUGGAAAUGUUGUAGUUGAUGCAGUAGAUGGAAUUGGAAAUGUAGAUGGAGUUAAAGUUGGAGGGGGAGUUGGAGUUGGAGUUGGAGUUGGGGCAACAGCAAGUUGCAUGCCCGUUACGGAUUUCUAUAGUAAUGCCACGGUUCUCAUUACCGGCGGCACGGGUUUUGUGGGCAAAGUGCUAACCGAGAAAUUGUUGCGGGCCUUUGGUUUGCGUAAAAUUUACAUGCUGAUACGCAGCAAGGACAACAUGAGCGUGCAGGAGCGAUUGCAAGGAUUCUUCAAUGAGUCGAUAUUCAAUACAAUGCGCGUGGAGUGCCCGGAGCUGUUGGAGAAGGUGCAUCCGAUACGCGCUGAUUACAGUGCCAUCGACCUGGACAUCGAUGCCGGCGACCGUGCAAUGCUCCUGUCUGAGGUCCAAAUCGUCUUCAACGUGGUUGCUUCGGUCAAAUUCAAUGAGAAACUAAGCGAUGCUAUCGACAUUAAUGUCCUCGGCACAAAGAAGAUUCUCGACUUGGCCAUGCAAAUGAAGCAGUUAAAGUCAUUCGUACACAUUUCGACACUGUACUGCAACUGCAAUCGCAAAUUCAUCAAGGAACAAGUGUACGAGAAUGAAAUUGGCUACGAAAAAAUCAUGCAGAUCUAUCGCACCUUCGAUGAUGAUACCCUGGAGAAGCUACGUCAUUGUCUAAUUGGUGAUAUGCCCAAUACGUAUACCAUGACAAAGAAAUGUGCCGAAAAUCUGGUCAAUCAUCGUGCUUUUCAUUUGCCCGCUGGCAUCUUUCGACCGCCCAUUGUAAUGUCAACGUACAAGGAUCCAUUUCCCGGCUGGACUGAUAAUUUGUACGGGCCAUCAGGUUUAUGCACUUGGUCGGCCCGGGGACUCGUCCAUUGCAUUUACGGCACCGCCAACAGCAAAGCGAACAUGGUGCCCGCCGAUUAUGUGGUGAAUGCAAUGAUAGCAUCCGCCUGGGAUAUCGCCCGAAGAUACGAACAGCGUGAAAAUGAACUCGAUGGAAAAUCCGAGCUGCCCGUGUACAAUUACGUCUCGGACGUGAACAACAUUACCUGGGGCGAGUACAUGCACCUGUCGCGUCAAGGUUUUCACGAGCCAUUCGACAAGGCGCUUUGGUGCUUCUCGUACGUUAUAAUACCAUCGAAGCCUCUGCAUUGUGCAAUUGCAUUUUUCUUGCACAAUAUCCCAGCUUAUAUUUUAGAUUUAAUUGCCAUGGCCACCGGACAAAAGCGCAUGUACGUGAAGGCAUAUCGCAAAAUCUCGCGCAUAAUCAAUAUGAUGGCAUGGUUUGGUUUGAAGGAGUGGAAGUUUGCCCAUCGCAACAUUGACGAAUUGAACGAACUGCUGCCGAUUGGGGAGCGUGAGAAGCUGCAGUUUAACAUAGCAACGAUUAAUUGGAGCGAAUAUUUUCGCUCGUAUCUGAGCGGCAUCAGGCGCUACUUCUUUAAGGAUAACGCUAACGAUAAUAAAUUACAACAGCGCAAAACUAUUUAUCGCAGAAUGCUGUUGCUGCAUACGCUGCUGAAGACGACAUUUGGUGUUUCAUUAAUUAUGUGCAUACUGCGCUUUUAUCUUCGCCUUUUCAAAAUUAUGCCAAGGAUUGCGCUCUAA